AUGGUCUCAGAAAAAAGCUGUGAUGUUGAAGACGAUGAAGAUUUAUCUGCUCGCAUGCAUCAUACCCUGCUUCUACCCCACCGACCCUCAACUGCACCCGCUUCAGGCCGUAAUUCUAACUUCAACCAAUCCCCAAAGAUUUCCGCAGCAACAUUUGUCGCAGCCACUACCAAGAAAUCAACUCCACCGAGUAGCUCCAUGCGUUGGAAUCCCUUCUCCCAUCGACAAAGGCGCUUCAGUGGCGAUGAGACGCAAGAAAAACAACACCUACCCGCAGUUCAAUCAGCUGUGAUUGGAGCGGGAGAGGAGAUGAGCAGUGUCAGUCGUCUUGUUGCUUUCCGACGGGCAAAAUCCUGUCGACGAAAGGAUGAGAGUGGCGAGGAAAUUCCAGAGCCCCCACCAGAUAGAAUGCCGUCUCAGGAAUGUCUGGACAAAGUCUUGGAAGAAGAAACUCAAGAAACGCAAUCACCACUGCCAACGAUUUUAAGCGAAAUACCGACGCGAGGUCGACACCAUAGUCUCAAAAAGUGGUGGUUUCGUUGA
This is a messenger RNA of Rodentolepis nana, 543 nucleotides long. Lineage: Eukaryota; Metazoa; Platyhelminthes; Cestoda; Cyclophyllidea; Hymenolepididae. The record is from the annotation of a GenBank genome assembly.